CUGCUGCAAUCUGUCGUGCUCAUCACUCUAGCAGCCAUCUGCGGCCGAUGGAGAUCCGAAAGACAGCCACGCACCUGUUCGGGAUCGAUUCUCCAAAAGACGACCAACCUCGGGCCUUCGAUUUCGUGCUGGUCCCGGGCAUAUAGCCCUUGUAGACGGGCUUGUCAGGACAAUGGGCUGGUCGUGUCGUCCAUGGGGCUAGGACCCACCGGCGGGGCUGCGCCUGUUGAGCACGGUGGUGGGCAUGAGGAGGAGCGGGCCCAUGAAGAGCCCAGUGUGCGGGGCGACGUCGGACGAGAAGAGGGAGGCGCUCAAUGGGCUGGUGAAAUUCUUGCCAGAGCUGGUGAAGGAGUCGCUGAUCAAGAACUUGAGGUGUACAGUACGGAGGAGAUGGAAGAAACGGUGGAUGCAGAGGCAAGUGUGGUGGAAGAGAUGCUGAGAGAGAGGAGGUUGUGUUUGGUGGACGAGAUGUAUCUUGAGUGCAGGAACGGGAUGGAUUUUCAAGAGAAGCAGUAA
Messenger RNA from Striga asiatica, 516 nucleotides. The record is from the annotation of a GenBank genome assembly. NCBI's taxonomy places the organism in Eukaryota, Viridiplantae, Streptophyta, Magnoliopsida, Lamiales, Orobanchaceae.